AUGGUUGUGAAGAAAGAGUACAACAUUGAUUGGGUCUUGCCCAAACUCAGGAACCGACGGAUAAUUUGGAACGUUGCGUCUUGCAUCACGUUAGCUGCCGUCGGUAUAUUCAGCAAGAUUUUCAUCAAAUGGUUCAACAAGGCAAAAGUGUACAACCUUGUCUCAUUUGACAAAGCGAUCAAUCGACCCAAGCACAUACCACUCAUUACAGUAUCUAAUCACGACUCAUGUUUUGAUGAUCCUGGCAUUUGGGCUGCACUUGGUUGGAAGAAUUUAAUAAUGUCAAAUAAAAUGCGCUGGGCAUUGGCCGCUAAUGACAUAUGCUUUACAAACCCAUUUUGUGCACAUUUUUUUAUGCUUGGACAGUGUGUGCCGACCAUUCGAGGUGCCGGAGUAUAUCAGGAAGCAGUUAAGUUUGGUGUAGAACUGUUGUCUAAAGGUAAAUGGCUACAUGUUUUCCCUGAGGGUCGUGUUAAUAUGAGCAAAAACUACAUACGCCUAAAAUGGGGAGUCGGUCAAAUGAUAUAUGAAUCUCCUAUAUUGCCUAUUGUUGUACCUAUUUGUCAUGUUGGAAUGGAAACUAUAUUGCCUAAUGAACCGCCAUACUAUUUACGAACUGGUCGUAAGGUAACAUUUAAUUUUGGUGAGCCUAUAGAUUUAAAAGAGUUAGUCUCAAAAUUGAAAGAAUCCAAUGUGACUGAGGAGGAAGCUCGUAAAUUAAUUACAGAAAAAAUUGAAGAAGAAUUGUAUAAAUUACAAAAAGACACAAUAUUGUUACACAACAAGUUAAAUUCUUGA
Molecule: messenger RNA, 798 nt
Organism: Macrosiphum euphorbiae (potato aphid)
Lineage: Eukaryota; Metazoa; Arthropoda; Insecta; Hemiptera; Aphididae
Source: the annotation of a GenBank genome assembly